This is a messenger RNA of Schizophyllum commune H4-8, 2360 nucleotides long. RefSeq lists its product as uncharacterized. The record is from RefSeq and is a predicted model, not a curated record. Lineage: Eukaryota; Fungi; Basidiomycota; Agaricomycetes; Agaricales; Schizophyllaceae. Bases 71 to 1984 code for a protein of 637 amino acids. The transcript has 6 exons.
CGGCGACGUCGAUAUCAUCUGAGAUCGAUGAGCUUGUAGCAACCCGUAUGCCAGAGAGCUCUUCCUCGACAUGGCCCACAAUCUGAGUCUCGAUCCAGAGGUCCUCGUACGCCAGUACGAAGACUAUCUAGACGACCUCGACGCCCUUAGGAAGGAGUUAUUGGGGAUGGUUGAAGCAGAGGCUUCCGUUGCAGCGCGCAGAUCCUCCCUCUACAGGGUCAAAGCUCUCCUGCGAGGUGGGACCACGUUUCGAGUACUGGACGACGACUACCUGCGUCCAGAUCUCCCAUGGGCGAUGGACGGCUCACAAGCGAACGUCAUGACGCGGGCCAUGAUAACAUACGCGCUGUAUAUGGAAGUCUCAGGCCGACCGGAAUACGUGUCCAUACGCGAGACAAAACCAGUCGAGCUUGCAACGAUGCUUCGCUGGGUCGAUCUUGUGCACCCCAUGAAUGACAGGCUCAUCCCUACGCCGAAGUGUCCUACCUACGCUCAGAUGGUUGCACCCAUCUCCAAACUAUUCUCCAGUAUCGCUAUGAAGACGGACGACUUGAUUCAGCUUGCGUGGAAAGACCCGCACGUUAUUACACUAGUGAUGGAUCUAUGGUUACACUAUCCGCGCUACCUCCUGAAAUAUAGCGAAGAAAUAUCGACAACCCUGUGUGCUAUCACCGUAUCUGCAGUCGCAAUCUUUGACGGGCUCGCCGCCACGGACGGAGGUGAAGACUACAUCGUCGCGCGCCUGCUCCACAUGGUCGGCGGACACCAUCGCCGUAUCCUCCGCCUCAUCUCGGAACAGACUGCGUUCCUCCGUAGCGUUAACAUGGAAAGCGGAUGGGAAUAUGUCUGGAAGGACCAAUUUGGGCUGGUGGCAGGCGUGCUGCAGAGCCCAGAGUUUAUUGGGAUCACUGCGCCCCACUGCUUCUUCCAGUCCAUCAUCACGGGGUACCGACGCGCUCUCGAUCAGCCCGACAAUGAGAGCAUGAUACUGAUGUCGGAGUCCGCAACCCUUAUACUUGACGGCCUUGUCUGCCUAGCGUUGCGCCCCACGAACCUGCGCCGCGCCAUUCGAUCUGGCGUGUACGACGUGCUGUUCGACGUAGAGCGUGCUUGGGGGAAAGGAGAGGAGCUCUCCAGCAACUCCGUUCAGCACCUCGAGGACAGCCUCACGAUGCUUGGCACACUCCGCGCCUUUCAUCGUCGGCACAGCAAUCUCUUGCAUCCUAUAGAGCAACCCGAUGAACGUCGGACGUUCAUCGAGAACCGCUUCAAGAGCCUUCUGUCGACGUACCGGGUGCUGUGGCAACAGUAUACAAGCUGGAGGGAAUCGAACGCCUGGAAACGCCUAAUACCCUGCAGCAAUACAAACACGGACGCCCACGAGGGGGAGGUGCGCGCAUGUCCAUGUGGGGAGGUGUUCUACUGCUCGAAGAAGUGCCAACGCGAACAUUGGAAGAGCAGUCAUCGGAAUGAUUGCAGCAGAACGGGCCGCGUGUGGACUUUCGAAGAUGGUGUCACUCUCGCCGAUACGGUUUUCGCCAUCGAGCUUGCGUUCCAUGUAGUGAAGCGCAAUGAAGACAAAAUCCUCGAGGCGAUCACGCGCACCGUCACGCGACGGGUAGAUAGUCCGAACCCGAAGUCGGUGCUCGUAGUGGUGGAGCUCAGCAAUCCUCCAACGCCGGAUGGAAAUUUCGGCUGGACGUUGGAAGACGAAGAUGAUGGCAGCUCCACUCUUGCAGAUGGCGCGACUGAGGGAGCGCCAGACGAAGGCGAAGGGAAGGGGACAGAGGACGACAGAAGCUUAACGGCGAUGGACCGACAAGUGAACCUCGAGGAUACACGUGAGGUCAACUUCGAAGGCCCACACAUUGCGAGCAUCGCGGCCUGGCUCCGCUACGCGGGGGAAACGAGCUUGCAGGUCACUCUGCCAUUCAGAUACGACUUCUCCCUCCAACGACCAGUCGCAAGAAAUUUGGCCUCUUGAGCAACAAUGCGGCUGUCGUCGUAAGAGACUCUCGAAGGCUGGUCCAUUUUCUGUCAUCUAUAUUUGUAAAAAUCACACCUUGGGCAAUUCGAGUUUCAGAUCCUUCCUUGGCUGGUACCGUCACAGCCUGGCGACAUAUUGCAUACGCAUCGUUAACGAACUCGUUCGCGCGUAUACAUAAUGUCAUAUCGUCCGCGCAUUUGCUCGGCGAACAUGCUGCCCUUGAAAGCCUUCGUCACGUCUUUAAAUAAGUCCUCGCAGGCGUAGCAUCUAUCAGGUCAUAUAUCGGAAAGCCGGAUGAAGGUUCCCCAAUCGCUCCACCCCUUCCCGCCCCAACCGAUAGUCCCUCCCACCCCUCUCGCGCCUCGCAUUCUCG